Gekko japonicus is the source of this 2901-nucleotide messenger RNA. RefSeq names its product dehydrogenase/reductase (SDR family) member 9 (gene DHRS9). The record is from RefSeq and is a predicted model, not a curated record. NCBI's taxonomy places the organism in Eukaryota, Metazoa, Chordata, Lepidosauria, Squamata, Gekkonidae. The transcript is spliced from 5 exons. Bases 55 to 1056 code for a protein of 333 amino acids.
GAACAACUUGGCAAUACACUGUCUUUGACUGGCUAAGGCAAAAGUCGCCAGAGAAUGUUUCUAUUACAUGAAGACGAUAACUUGGGAAUAUUCCUCUACGUGUUUCUGCUGUCGGCCGGCUACUAUUUGUGGCGUAGAUGGACCUCAAACGACAAUUUAAGCGCUGCCGAUCUUGCAGGGAAAUACAUCUUUAUCACAGGCUGUGACUCUGGCUUUGGACAUCUGGCAGCCAGGACUUUUGACAAGAAAGGAUUCCGGGUGAUUGCUGCCUGCCUGACAGAAAACGGAGCUGCCAGCCUCAGAGCGGCUGCUUCCAAGCAGCUCCAGACAGUGUUUCUGAAUGUGACAGACGUAAACAACGUCAGUUUGGUGGCAGAAAGUGUUAAAAAGGAAGUAGGAGAGAAAGGUCUGUGGGGCCUGAUCAAUAAUGCAGGGCAAAUGGGACCCUCAGCGCCGACUGACUGGUUGAACAUUGAGCACUUUAGAGAACCAAUUGAAGUGAAUUUGAUUGGACUCAUAAACGUUACAUUAAAUAUGCUGCCCUUGGUAAAGAAAGCCAAAGGGAGAAUAGUAAACAUAAGCAGCAUUGGUGGUUGUGUAGCAAUAUGCUCAGGAGGCUAUUGUCCAUCCAAAUUUGGGGUGGAGGCCUUCAACGACAGUUUAAGACGAGAUAUGAAAGCAUUUGGAGUGAAUGUGUCUUGUGUUCAACCUGGGCUCUUCAACACACCUCUCUCUGACAAAACCAAAGUGUGGGAAAGAAAAUUAAACAUUUGGAAUGAGCUUCCUUCUGAUAUCAAAAAACAGUACGGCGAGGAUUAUCUAGCAAAAGAUGCAGAAAAGAAAGAACAACUGGUCCAGAGGUUUCAGAACACAGACCUCUCACUGGUUGUGAAGUGUAUGGAGCACGCCAUAAUGAGCAGGCGUCCACGGAUCCGCUACAGUGCAGGCCGGGAUGCUAAUGUUUUCUGGAUCCCCCUCUCCUACAUGCCAGCUUUUCUACAGGACUAUGUACUCAUGAAAAAUAAAGCUAAGCUGGUAGAUCCAACGGCAGGGUAGUUUCCCUUCUUAUGUUUAUGAGCUUCCAUUGUAAUCUCAGCUGGUUGGCACAGAAUAAAGACUGGAUCUGUCUCAAUCGCUGUUAGUUUAACCACAUCCUUUAAAAGAAUCCAAUUCAUGAUUUAACACCAGCUCCAAUGGAAAGAUCGCUAGAGCUGGGUUCAGAGGUAAACAAGCGUCUGGGGAUGAAGGCUAUAAUCAUUUGUUGUUUAUAUUUUAAAAAUAAUAUUCUUUGUUUCUUGAGGCAAAUCUAGAUUACAUUGGAUUUGCAUGUGGCUGGUGAAAUAUAGGCAAACAGGUACUUAAACCAGCUGUUUACUAGAACAGAGACAAAAUAAUAGUCUUCAAGAAAACUUCAAUCCUUCCCAGAAUCUUUUUCUUUAAAUCUGUCCUGUUCCUCUGUCCCUGUAACCUGUUUCUAAUAAAUGUAAGGCAGGUCACAUGGCUCAGCUGGGAAAGGGGAAAACAGAAACUCCUUGAGGAUAGUACCUGGGCAGUGUAGACGCCUACUCCUAAACAGGGACUAGAGCAAGGAACCUUCAUGCCUAGCAUAACCAUCCCACAGCUCCAUGAUGCAAUAAAAGGUAGGCUGGGACUUGCAUAAGGCUGUUCUUGACUUAAUGGAAUAUUUGAACAGGGUCAAAUAAUAAGCAGACCAUUGCAUAUAUGUGGAACUGGCCAGUGUCCCAACCAAACUACCCUGUUUAUUGUGGCAAUUAAAAGGGUGCUUUGAGGGCUGACAGUUAUGAAAGUGCACUUCCAGGGAACACUUUCUUAUCCCAAAAAUGUCACUUGUUUAGGAGAGCCACAUGCUAUAGCAAGUUUGGAAUGUAGCGACCUAAGUUUAAGGCAAUGUGCUCUAGCAGCAAACAAUGCAAAGAAUCUAUUGUUCUCCUGGGAUCUCUUUGACCCAGCAUCCCUUUGUCCUAACUGGGUCAUUUUCUAGUUUACUGUUGAGAAUGACAGUGUGUGGUGUGCUUUUUGAGCAGUUGUUAAUUUAUUGUGUGGUUGAAACUCUAUUGUACUGUAUUUUCAGAUAACCUCUUCGUUUUUAUUCUAAGCUGCUUCGGAAACCACUUUGCGGAGAGUUGUUACAUUCGUUGAAAGAAGUAGAUAUAGUUUUGCAUUGUAUGGUUGUAGAAGAAGUGUUGUAUGUUUUUCAAGUGGUGCUAUAUUGUAUUUUGCCAUGUGCAUAGUCCCUUUUUUAAUGAGUACUGGGGCACUUAUAAAAUGAAUAUAUUGCUAAAAUGCAAUGAUGUUUGAAGUGGGGCUUAUGUAAGUAUGGGACUCUACCACUAUGGGGAAGUGUGCCUGUGCUUGUACACUCAUUAAUAUUUAUACCUUGGUUCAGCUAUGGUAAAACCACUGUAGAUGCUUUCUUCCUUUGACCAGUAAUCCUUUGUUCCAUUUGAUAAAGACAUUCUAGUCUUCAGUAAACAUCAUUGUGUUUGCCUGAUGCACCUGUUACACCUUUCUCUGGGGGAAAAGCCAUUAAACCAAGCAAAGUCUGUAUACAAUUCAAAUUGCCUUGUUAUAGAGCCCCCAACAAGGGAGAUGUUUGAUUCUUGUUUCAUCCAUUCAUUCUGUGUCCUCUUAAUAUGGAAAAAUAUGGUUAGUUCCCAUAAGCACUAUAAAAAAUAUAACUCAGGUAUGCUUUGUGCUACCAGCUUUUCACAAUGCCGUGGAAGCAUUUCGCACACAAGGCGUGGCUCAAUGAUACCUUUUGAGUCUUUUAUCAGAAACUGGUUGAUUGAAGGUGUCCGUGAUCCCCAUGCAGUCUUUUGCAGACUUAAACUUGUUUGAAAAAAACUGACUUUUAACUCUUACUGCAGCACCGAAGAUUGG